CCCGAUCGCCCGCCCGGGCGCUGGCUCCUUCCCAUGCGGGCUGCGAGGGCCCUGGGAGGGGCGCCCGGAGCCAGCCGCGCAGCAUGCACUGGGGAGUUGGCUUUGCCUCGUCCAGGCCGUGCGUGGUGGACCUGAGCUGGAACCAGAGCAUCUCCUUCUUCGGCUGGUGGGCCGGGUCCGAGGAGCCCUUCUCCUUUUAUGGGGACAUCAUCGCUUUCCCUUUGCAGGAUUACGGUGGGAUCAUGGCAGGGCUGGGCUCGGAUCCCUGGUGGAAGAAAACCCUUUAUUUGACCGGGGGAGCUUUGCUGGCCGCGGCUGCGUAUCUGCUCCACGAACUCCUGGUCAUUAGGAAACAGCAAGAGCUUGACUCCAAGGAUGCUAUUAUUUUACAUCAGUUUGCAAGACCUAACAAUGGAGUCCCCAGCUUAUCUCCUUUCUGUUUGAAAAUGGAAACAUACUUAAGAAUGGCUGACCUACCUUAUCAGAACUAUUUUGGUGGAAAGCUCUCUGCUCAGGGGAAAAUGCCUUGGAUUGAAUAUAAUAAUGAAAAAGUGUCUGGCACAGAGUUCAUAAUCGACUUUCUGGAAGAGAAGCUUGGAGUGAACUUGAACAAAAACCUUGGCCCUCAUGAAAGAGCUGUCUCAAGAGCUGUGACCAAGAUGGUGGAAGAGCACUUUUACUGGACAUUAGCUUAUUGCCAGUGGGUGGACAAUCUCAAUGAGACCCGGAAGAUGCUGUCUCUUAGUGGUGGUGGUCCCUUCAGUAACCUGCUCAGGUGGGUCGUGUGCCACAUAACAAAAGGAAUUGUGAAGCGGGAGAUGCACGGCCACGGCAUUGGCCGCUUCUCGGAGGAAGAGAUUUACAUGCUGAUGGAGAAGGACAUGCGGUCUUUAGCAGGGCUUUUGGGUGACAAGAAGUACAUCAUGGGGCCCAAGCUUUCCACUCUUGACGCCACUGUCUUUGGACACUUGGCACAGGCGAUGUGGACUUUGCCAGGGACCAGACCGGAGCGGUUGAUCAAAGGGGAGCUGAUCAACCUCGCCAUGUACUGUGAGAGGAUCAGGAGGAAAUUCUGGCCUGAGUGGCACCAUGAUGACGACAAUACCAUCUAUGAGUCUGAGGAGAGCAGCGAGGCCAGCAAGACUCACACACCCAUGCUGGACUUUAGCUUCUAUUCAAGGACAGAGACCUUUGAAGAUGAAGGGGCUGAGAACAGUUUUUCCAGGACGCCAGACACGGAUUUCACCGGACACUCUCUCUUUGAUUCUGACGUAGACAUGGAUGACUACACAGACCACGAACAGUGCAAGUGAUGUCCCGCCGCCGCUGACCCUCUUCCUUAGGGGUUGCCACUCCCUGGGCUGGUCUGGUUUCCCAGGUAGAAAUCCACCUGAGCUGGGAGGAGAUCUUCAAGCUUGGCUCAGUUUUAACAUGCUAACCGGACUAUAAGCCGCCUUAUUUCUUUUUUUGUACAAACAAAACACAGAACCAUUCAGAUGGCUCCGUUUAAAACAGACAAAACAAAUAUCAGCAUGGUACCUGAAAUCCAUUUUUGUUUUCAUUAGAAAACCAAUAUUGUGUGGGAGGGCAGGUACAUGAAUGGGCGUCACCUGAGUGUUUUUAUUGCUCCUUUUCAAUUGAGGACUCGGUUGUCAGGUGGACUCUUGAACAUCUUUCAUCUACCAGGGUUUUAAGUAAUGAGAGAUAUCGUCAGAAAAAAUGGAGGGGAUAAUGUCCUUUGGCCGCUGUUGUACGUUGUGUGUGUACUUGUAUGUUGAGACAGAAGUCAAUGAAGUCCACCGAUAUUCAGUGGACAGCUGUUGUGUGUGAAGCGCUGAGUGGGGGGUGCUAUGCAACAGGAGUUUUCAUUCUCAACCCUGCCAGUGACUAGCUGUGUGAUCUGGGGCAGGUCCUUUAACUAUUGUGUGCCUCAUUUAUCCCACCUGUAACGUGGGGAUGACAAUACUCUCCACCUACCUACCUCACAGGGGUGUUGUGGGGAUUCAUGUGGCAGCAUUAGUAUGGCGCUUUAAACCUUCUGGAAGUGGUGCAAUGUGAACAAAUUUUACUCUUCACUGGGCUUCGUAAAUGUUAAGAUCUGAGGGCACAGGACUUCCAUAUUUGGGCAACAAGCACAGUUGCUUGCAAAGGGCCGUGCAGAUGAAACACACACCAAGCCUGUUAGGACUGUGACAUUCUUCUUUGUGACGUGGCUGGAAGAACUUUGGAAGUAGCUUCGCAAAUCAUCAUCAGCUACAUGGGGUCCUCAGCUCUGGGCACUUGCAGAACAGCAUUUCUUUCAUUGCCGAAUGCACUGACGUGUGGCUUUGCUGCCUCCCAAGUGCUAACUUGCCUGCAUUUAUUGAUUGGGAGAAGAUAAAGCUUAGGACUAUGGCAGGUUAACAGAGGUGAAGGAAAGCCUUUGACUUUUGUAGGCACAAGCUUGUCAACUGUCGUGACCUUUUGAAGACAAAGAUGCCCUGGAAAGAGAAGCAUGAAGGUGUUCCUUGUGUCUGAGUCCUCUGCAGUUUCCUUAAUGCCCCGGUCAGGUGUCCCACUGUCGGGGAGAGCGAGACAGCAUGGACACCAAAUCCUAGUGUUUCAUGAUCUCUCAUCCCUUCCCAUCAGCCCUCGCUUUCCCUCUCUCCAGAGCCCCCAAACUGGUGGGAUUUUCCUGUAUUGGUAUUUGACUCUGAAGGCAGCUUUGGAUAGCUUAGUUCAUUUUCUAGGCAAUUGUGGGGCAAGGUUUCUGUGGGGUGGCUGUGAAUUUGGGCUGUAAGACUUAACUGCAAACCAAUGGCUUUGCUUCUGACCAACCUUCUGGGUAAAGGUUACUUUAGGGUUGAUGAGGCCCCUCAAAGAUGGAAGUUUCUGAGACAUGAAUGUAAUUUACUUGAAAAGUAACCUAUUUUUAAUAUAGAUUUUCCACAAAAAUCUUUAAAGAGUGUUGUUCAUUUUCGAAGAGCAAAGAGGGAGCGUUUUGAAGAUGUUUGCCGCUGAAGCAGCUGUAGGGCAUAUGGGAAUGGGAAUAAUGUUGAACUCUUAUGUUGGAAAGUCUUACCUGUAGAAAACUUAGCUAUGGAUAUUUUGUAUUAAAGAGGAACUGCUUGAUGAAUAGUAAGAAGGGGGUGGAGGAGGUGUGCAUGACUAGGCAUGCUUGUGGUUGGCGUCAUGUGGGUGUCCUGUUUGUCUCCUGGUGUUCUGAGCAUCUGCUGGCAGUUCUAUGUGAUGAGGGAAACCAUUGAAUAAAGCAUGGCUAGGAGGACUGCGGGCCUGACUGGGUACAGGUUUUCUUGCCCGCUCCUCUCUCUCAGCUGGAAAGAAAUGCUUGACACUUUGCAUAGAACUGACUUAUUCUUCCUUUGUGAUGCUUUGCCCUGUAAGAAUGUUCUGAGUAUAAGUAUGUGGAUUAAUAACUGCUUUCUUAUGCAUUACUUGGAGGGGAACUCCAUACAUAGGCAGUGUUUGUUGUUAAGUUGUAGGGAAGUUCAUUUCAUCCAGGUACCCCUCAAGGGAUGUAGUGAAUGGGCACUGCCAACUGGAGUCCUGGGUGCUUGGACAGCUCACAACUGGGUACUUUGUAGACACAAAUUUGAAUAGAACCUGAGAAUAUACCUCUGUUUCCCUCCUCCGUAUGGAGUAUUGAAACAAAAUGACCAAGAUAAAAAUCAUGGCAGUGUGGGUCCUUAAUGGGAGGGCUUUACUUUUUUAUGUGCUGCCCAGAUUUGAAGCCCUGUCCAGUUUGGUGAAUAGGUGCUACUUGUAAGGACAACAAUAAGAAACUAGGGGGCAUUUCACUCAUUCACUCAAGAUUUUUUAUUUAUUUAUUUUUUAUUUUUAUUUUUUCUGGAAAGUAACGUAAGGAAGCACAAUAUUUUAUGUAAAUAGAUGCUUUUGAUUGGACAGAAAAAUACAAGGGCCACGUGUUUCCUUUAGCCUCUUAUUAUAGAAACAAAGCUUCCUAUAUGUCUGCUUCCCACUCCACAAUCAGGAUUAGUGAGCAGUGGCUGGAUGGUUUGGAUCCAUCAGGACAAUUUAAAGGACAACACACAUUUAUGCAGAAAUAGACUAUGUUGUCAGAUUUUACCAUUUUGUUGUCCUAUAAUAAGUUGUGACCAGUGACACUACCAAAGCCAUGGCCACCAUAUCGUUGAUCACAGACUUAGAACACUUUGGACUUGAAUCACACUAUUGCAGUCUAGACCUCAGGUGAGUCUUGCCCAUGUGCACGGAGCUAUGUUGGGAAAUGAGAACGAGUCAAGGAAAGGAAGUACUAGAUUUGGUUGCAAGCAUAGAACUGAAGGUCUGGGACAUAGCUCUAGAGAGGUCCUCGCAAGAGAGCCACAGAGGUCAUCGCUGUCUCCAUCACACACUGUGUAUUUGAAGAUUAAGACCCACAGCUGGGGUCUUUCACCUUGCCCUGGAGGGCUUCGCCAUCACACCCCCUUGCUUUGGUUUACGUGCAAACCCAUGUUCUGAACAAUUGCUCCAUGUUUCAGUACCAACAAGCCCGGCCUCACUCUGAGUCUUGGAUUCCUGCUACAUCACUCUCACCUCCCACAUCUAGCCGGCCUAGUUCAGGCCAAUUCAAGAGACCUUUCCUCAGUAUCUAUCCCAUGUGUGGCACUGCCAGGCUCUGUGAAUAGCAACAGGAUGUAUUUUCAAAUCCAAUACUCCCCUUCCUGUCUUUUAUUGUCUUUAAAAUAACUUGUGUUCAUUCAGUCGCUCACUCACUGAGUAUGCACUGAGCGUCUGUCCUGGCUCUGACCCUGGGAUGCCCACUAGCUGUAGAGUAGCUGACAAGGCAGACAUGACACCGACUCCAGAGCACCUCUUUUGCUUUGAUUUGUGUGAUAACUUUUACAUGGCCAGACUCUUUCCAGAUCCAUCUCACACAUUACCACUGGAGCAAUCUUUGGAAAAAACUUUUGGUCUGUAGGGGGUAUCUAUUGCCUCAGGCUGAGGCUUCCUCCUUAGGGCUCAAUAUUCUCACUUCUCUUGUCUCCCAUGGCUCUUCCAUACACCCUCUAGUGUGGCAGAUCCACUUAUCACUACCUCUACAUGCCUCCCGUUCUCCACCUUUGUGUUUCUGGUCAUGCCAGCCCCUCUGUUGAAAUGCCUUACCCUCUGGCCCCAAUCACCAUCUCUUAAGGCCCAACUUCAUCAGUUCCGCAUGAAGAAUUCCCAACUUAUUAUCAUCCCCCUUCCCUCUAAAAACAAAAACACUUAUCAUUUCCUUCCCUGAAGGCUAGAUGGGAAAAGCAUGCUCAGAAAGUGGGCCACAUGCUAGAAAGUAAUGGGUUUUCAUUGUGUGUGUCAGUGCCUCCAUUGAUAAUCUAAUGAGAGUCCUAGGCUCUAUUCCCAGAAAAGUGCAAGUAUGCAAAUAUCUACAAUUUUACAUAUAAAUUCAAAGAUUUGGAAAGUGGAUUUGCUCUUUGAUCCCUCAGGGGGUCCACCGACCCCAGAUGAGGAGGUCUUGUUGCAAAGAGUCUCUAAACAUCACUGUUGGUGUUGUUCUUGUCUUUUACACAUCCAGGGAGGAGAGAAUUGGUAUGAGAUGUGCAAGCAAACAUGGUGUCUAUUGUUAUUCACACUGAAUAUGUGCUGAGUGACAGAGAGAACAAAGAACAGCUGUCCCACAUUGUUUGAAAAAAUAUCUUUAUUCAGACAGAAUUUUUAUUUGUAUGUGUGUGUACAUUUCUGUGGGGAUGUACGCACCUUUGAGGGUACACUAGCCAGUAUGGGGAAUUGGAUCCUGCCCAGCUGGAGAUAUGGGUGUUUGCAAGAAGUGGGUGCUGGGACUAGAAUUCUGGUUCUCACAGGCUGGAGAGAUGGCUCAGCUAUUAAAGGCUAGGCUCACAAUAAAGAAGAUAAGAAUUGUGGUCCUCAGGAUUGAGUAGCAAUCACUCUGAACCACUGAGCCAUCUCUCUAGCCCCGGAUUUACAAUUCUGAAAGUGACAGAGUUUGCUGUUGUCAUUGUGACUUAUUUUCAACCACUUCUGAAGCUGAUGUAGCAGAAUGAGUUCAGGACCAAGUAAACAUCAUAUUUGCCCUGAAACCCACCACUUCUGAGUGGGUAAGCAGUGGUCUUGGGGCUGGAGGUUGGAAAGAACUGGUUGGAUUUUUUUUCUUAUGGAAUAAGAUCUAUGCAACAAAUUUUCCUGUGUUCAUUUUUUUGUGGAUCAAUUGCUGAUUCUAUUUUCAAUAAAAUGGUGAUGUAUUAUGCUGGUAGGGAAAAGUUCAGUUUAUUCUUCCAUUAAAAAACAAAAACAAAACAGAACAAAGUUAUCUUUAGUGCUCUUGACUGACCUGGGUUCCUUUCUGGGUGUUCAGUAUUGUUUGAGUAGACCUAUGACUAAUAUGCUGAAUACAUAGGAAAAUAUAUUUAGUGGCAAAUAGUUCUCACUAUGAAAGCUGAGCGCUGAGUCCAUCAUUAACAGGCCCAGAGAUCAAUGGUGUGCAACUGUGACAUGCUUUAUUUAUUUACCUUUACUCAGUGCUUCUGGUGACCUGAAUGAACCUGUAAAGUUCACAAGGAUCCCCUUGGUGGGUGGAUAGGCCUAGAGUGCCCCUUGCCUGUAGAAUUCUUACUUAAUGCCAUGGGUAAGUAACAGAUGCAUGUAGGAUGCUUUCUUUAUUUCAGUUCCUUACCUGGAGCUUAGGUUUUGGGACUUUGAAGAAUAUCUGAAAUCCUGAAGCAGUGAUUGCCAGAACCAGUCAAUACCUUGCCCUUCAGAGUACUGUUAUGGGAUGUUCUGGCUUUUGCAUAAACAGAGAACUUCUCCAGACCCAGAGUUUCCAAAAGUCAUCUUGCUAGACCAUGGCAACUACAAAGCUCUGGUUUCAGGAGGAUCAUUGCUUCAAGAGAUCUAGUUUGUGGGCACCAGAAGGGGUCUUUGCAAUAGCAAAACAAGUACCUUAUGGGUAUGGUCUCACACCAUGUACUGUUACAGUGCUUUGGAAUUCUGUGCACAAUUAAUUCCAGCUUUGCUUCCUAGCACUUAAAAGCACUACUGUCCCUCAUUACAAUGUUAGCUAUUUUAAGAGUUUACUGAUUGCGGAAUAAUACACAUACAUUUAUCAUGACCAGUUCAUUGUAUAAAAUAUAGUAUUGCUGAAUGAGAGUAAUUUAUUUCCCACCAUCUGUCAGCAAGCAUUUAUUUUUAUUUAUUUGUUUUUAUUCUGUGGCUCUAGAAUACUUCAUUUGUCAGUAAUCUUUUUCUUUAUUUAGCACUUAGGCUAUCCUCUGAUCUUUAAAAAAAAAUGGAUUUAGCUUGUAAAUUGCCAUGUUUAUUAGCACUGGCCAAACAGAUAACAAAAAGGACAGAAUGUUUCAAGGCUAAAAGAGAGAAAGGCUCUUCAGUCUGAGGAGUUUCCCCUUUAAUAGUUGUUCAGAAUGCAAAUGGUCUCUCAUAUUUCUUUCAAUCCUACCCCCUCUAAAAGGUCACUUUUGAUUAUUAACCAUGUCCAGUGGCUAUAUUUUAACUUUUAAUUAUAUUUGAUUUUUUUUUGCAGUAAUAUAAUGGAAGACAACAUUGAAAUGUUUGGCAGGUCUCUGUGUCAGCAGGAGUGACAUGUUUUUGUGACUCUGUCAAAGUAGUUUUGCCUCAGUGAUAAGCCUCCUGAGAUCAGAUCGUGUCAAUUGUAAACAGUUUUUCCCCCCAUUCACCUGCACUGUAGUAAAUGACAACUCAAAUUUUAAUUUGGGUGAAUGUUUCUUCAAGAUGGUGGUUGGGAACAUGGGGUACCAAGUCCUAUUCCUGGGAUUCUUAGCCUUUCACUGAGACAGGAAAGCAAGAAAUGGCAACAAAUACCAGGACUUGGACAAUGGUGUGGUGUGGCUGGGUUGGAGGUCAUGGAAAGUUUUUUCACGUGAUGGAAUGUUAUAAAAAUAAUAAAAAGCACAGGCUUCCAAAUGAAAAACAAAUGCAGUCCAGACAGUGAUGGAUUGCCUAUGGCUAAACAAGUGGCCAGUGUGGGAAGCACUGAAGUAAUGUUUAUCUUAAUUUCUGACCAAGACAUGGUCUCUGGAUCAGAGUGCUGUUCAUCUCAAUCUCAAUGCUUAUGCCCCAGUACUGUCCCUCUGAGGCUGGGUUGGCAAUUUGCAGAGCAGCUCACAGGGCUUGGCCCAGUGCGUUGACUCCUUUGAUUUUGCAACUUCAUUUUAGUAUGAAAAGUUAUAGCACUUACAGAAAAUGUACAAAGUAAUUAUAUUUUAUUUGAGAAGUUUUUAAAAAUGUUUAGAGACACCACAAAUCAUUUAUAUUUAGGCAUCUGUCCAAACCGUUGUAUUUAAUUUAUCCAUAGAACUUUCUGUGCUUCUCUCUCUGUAUUUACUUAUGAUAAAUGCAGAUGUAUAUGUGUAGACACUGCUGUAUACGUGUAGAUGGCUCUGCUGAUUUAUAAUGUUCAUUUCCAAGCUUCUCAGCCUAGACAUUAGAAAGUGUAUUAUUCAGUAGAGUUUAAGGGAGUGGAGAGGUUACUUAGCACCCAGAAGGCUGUAACUGAUUAGAGAAUGUGUCUGUAGCCUGUGUGGCAAGUGGACAGAUAUGGAUGCAUGAUUUGGGUCAAGUUAUUUACUCAUUUUUAUGUGAAGUAGGAGACAAGAAAAAUCAGCAGUUAGAUGUCACUUGUUUUCCUUUGAGGCAGGAUCUCAUGUAGCUAGAUUUCACUUUUACAAGAGCCUAUUUUAAUUCUGUUUUUGGGAACACUUGGUCUAGAACGCCUUGACAGCCCCCACAUGCUUUCACCACACUAAGGUGAAAACAAGAAAAUCAAGGGAAAUGAACCCCAAUUAUUCAAUAAAACAUGCAUUGCCAGAGAAUUUGGGCACCUUUCUGAAAUGCAAGCUUUGCUAAUACCUGGUAAUCACCCUCUCGUCUCACUUGUGUAUCCAAACAUAUGGAAGAUGUCUGGAUUUACCAUAAGGAAACUGAGGGAGCAAGGGCCUACACUGGCAUGAUUUCAACCCACCUUUCAGCUGCUUGGGGCUGAUGGAGGACAUUUAUCUGCGUCAUCUGGGUUGUAAACACGGUGAAUAGCAUCUCACUAAUCAAGGGCCCCAAUGUGGAGGCAUCAUACAGUGUUUAUUUCUGGAGCCAUGAGUUACUUUAGUACAGUUGCUGUUAGUAGUUUAUAAAGCCAUACUUCCACUUGUACACUUGAUUGUAAGAUAGAUUUAAAUUGUGUACUAUGUUGAUUACUCUAUAUAAAUGUGGAAAUCCUGUAUAUUUGGUCUUAUGCUGUAUGUAUUUGAUGUGUAAAUGAUAACUAAUGGAUAUGAAAUAGCUUGCUGUGGAUGUCUUCAUUCUAAUUCAUUUCUCUUGAAAAUUUGAAUGUUUAAUCUUUAUACCUAUGGGGAAAUAUGAAAGUUUGCAUCAAAUAUGCUGUUAAAUGGUGGCCUCUUAGAUCAGGGGAAUAUUUUAGUUGUAAGACUGUUGUACAAUUGGAACAAGGUCAUGACUUUGUUAGGCAUAUAACUUCCGGCUUGGAUUUUAUAUGAGUGUAUUUUUAAAAGAAGAAGCACUGAUCUCUGGA
Molecule: messenger RNA, 9538 nt
Organism: Peromyscus maniculatus bairdii (prairie deer mouse)
Lineage: Eukaryota; Metazoa; Chordata; Mammalia; Rodentia; Cricetidae
Gene: Faxc
Product: failed axon connections homolog, metaxin like GST domain containing
Cellular component (GO): cytoplasm
Source: RefSeq, a predicted model, not a curated record